Ficedula albicollis (Collared flycatcher) is the source of this 5532-nucleotide messenger RNA. RefSeq names its product methyltransferase like 22 (gene METTL22). NCBI's taxonomy places the organism in Eukaryota, Metazoa, Chordata, Aves, Passeriformes, Muscicapidae. The coding region runs from base 996 to 2174 and encodes 392 amino acids. Gene Ontology annotation, cellular component: nucleus. Gene Ontology annotation, biological process: protein methylation. The transcript has 10 exons. The record is from RefSeq and is a predicted model, not a curated record. Gene Ontology annotation, molecular function: protein methyltransferase activity.
UGUCACCGUGGGGACGGGGCCAGGCGGGUCUCACCGUGGGGACGGGGACAGGUGAGUGUCACCGUGGGGACAGGGACAGGUGAGUGUCACCGUGGGGACGGGGCCAGGCGGGUCUCACCGUGGGGACGGGGACAGGUGAGUGUCACCGUGGGGACAGGGACAGGUGAGUGUCACCGUGGGGACGGGGCCAGGCGGGUCUCACCGUGGGGACGGGGACAGGUGAGUGUCACCGUGGGGACAGGGACAGGUGAGUGUCACCGUGGGGACGGGGCCAGGCGGGUCUCACCGUGGGGACGGGGACAGGUGAGUGUCACCGUGGGGACAGGGACAGGUGAGUGUCACCGUGGGGACGGGGCCAGGCGGGUCUCACCGUGGGGACGGGGACAGGUGAGUGUCACCGUGGGGACAGGGACAGGUGAGUGUCACCGUGGGGACGGGGCCAGGCGGGUCUCACCGUGGGGACGGGGACAGGUGAGUGUCACCGUGGGGACAGGGACAGGUGAGUGUCACCGUGGGGACGGGGCCAGGCGGGUCUCACCGUGGGGACGGGGACAGGUGAGUGUCACCGUGGGGACAGGGACAGGUGAGUGUCACCGUGGGGACGGGGCCAGGCGGGUCUCACCGUGGGGACGGGGACAGGUGAGUGUCACCGUGGGGACAGGGACAGGUGAGUGUCACCGUGGGGACGGGGACCGGCUGAGCCCCGCAGACGCUCCACUGGGUCCGGGUCCCGCCGGGAGCGGGCAGAUUCAGACGGUGUCAGGCUACCACUAAAAGCUGCCUGUGUUUGGGUUUAGGUUGAAUAUCCUGAUGAGUAAGUUGUCUUGGAGCACGGUGGGGCGUGCACGAUCACACCUUCUCAGGAACCAUGUGCUGAGGUUCCCUUGGUGAGCAAGACCUGGACUACUGUACAUGGAAGAGAAUGGGAUCCCUUUGUGGCAGCUCUGCACAAGGGACUGUUUGAGCACUGCGGGGGCUCCUCUCAGCAGCAGCCCAUGGGAGGUUUAGCACAGGAGGAGAUGGAUAACCCCACGUUCAGAAGUGACACUGUGCUGUCAGAUGUUCACCUGCACUGCCCGAGCAAAAGUCACCUCAUGGUACGGCUGAAUGCAGUUGGACAGCCAGUGUUCCUGUCAUAUUUCAAACUCCUUUGGAGCACAGAAGAUUUGGCAUCUGGGAAACAUGUGAGAGAAAUUACCACAGGAAGAGAACACCAGUGCAGAAGUGAUGAACUGUGUGACAAGGACAGCAGUAACAUAAAAAUAGAAGGAGAAUUAAAUAGUGAAGGAGUAGAAGCUCUGCUAGAUGAUGAUGGAGACCUGGAAGUGGUCAGAAGGCCUCGAAGUGCCUCUGCUGUGCAAGCAGAGGAUCUUUUGAGGGAUAUAGUGUGUCCUGUAAUUCUGAUGAAAGGGAAAGAAGAUGCUUUUGAAGAUGAAGAGCAGGAGUGCACUUGCAGUGAUGUUGUUAAAAUAGAACACACUAUGGCAACCCCCCUAGAAGAUGUUGGUAAACAAGUCUGGCGUGCUGCCUUCCUUCUGGCUGAUUACAUUCUCUUUCAAAGGGACACGUUCAGGUGCUGCUCUGUGCUGGAGCUUGGAGGAGGCACUGGAAUUACCAGCGUUAUCAUGGGAACAGUUGCCAAGAGAGUUUAUUGUACAGAUGUUGGUGAAGAUCUUCUGACCAUGUGUGAGCAAAAUGUUGCAUUAAACAAACACCUGAUGGAGCCAGGAGGAGGGGAAAUUAAAGUGAAGGAACUGGAUUGGCUGAAAGAUGAAUUCUGCACUGAUCCUGAAGCUCCUUAUAGCUGGUCUGAAGAAGAGAUUGCUGAUUUGCUUGAUCACUGUUCUGUUAUAAUGGCAGCUGAUGUAUUCUAUGAUGAUGACCUGACAGAUGCCUUGUUCAGAACUCUGUAUAGAAUCACACACAACUUGAGAAAUUCUUGCACAGUUUACUUAGCACUGGAAAAGAGGCUGAACUUCACUUUAAGACAUAUGGAUGUUACAUGUGAAGCCUACACUCAUUUUAGAAAUACUCUAAAUGAUUUGGAGAACCUCCAAGAUGGAAAAAUGAAAUAUACAGUGGAGCCUAUUAAGCUUGAUUUCUGCCAGUUCCUUGUUUAUGAACGAAUUGAGCAGUUGGAAUUGUGGAAGGUCAUGGCUGAGCACCUAACGUGACAGGCUCACCAGAAAAGAGAAGAUCUUUACCUAAGGAGAAGGGCUGCUUUGGUGUUCUGUUAAGGAUUUUCAUCCCAAGAAAAGUGGAAUUGUGUUCUCAGAAAGCAUUGCAAUGCAGUUUUGCAUUACUUUUUUUGGUUUUGGCACUUCAUUUCUUGGACUUGUACACGUGGACAUGAUUUCUUUGAUGUUUCUCAGUGCCUGCUGGAUGUCAGACAGUGGCAGUGACACGUGGGUCACUUUGGGAUUGAUGACUUCACUUUUAGAGACUGGCAAAGAACCUUUUCCAUGUGGCUGAUUUGCAGAUGUCGCGCAUUUCCCUGUUAAUUUUACACAACAUGGGCAUUGUUCUCAGUCUUAUCCCAGUUCCACACAUUAUUUCUAUUUAUGGACACUUGUGGAACAAUGUUCUGGACAAGACUUGUUUGUCAUGAAUUAAAUUUUCUUUAAGAAAUUUGUUUAUGAAACUUGGCCCUUAAUUCUCAGUUUGUCCUAUAUAAAUCACUCUAGUUUAGGGCCACUGUCUGAAUUGAAAGGAGACAAGAUGCAUUUUGUAUGAGGCUCUAAAAAUACUCCACAGAGGUUUUGGAGUAUAGGCGGUCAACCCUAUAUUGUCCUGCAGGAAUUUUAAGUUAUUCUGUGCUAGGCAGGUUGAGGGUGAGAAGGUACCACAUGAAGGAAGAUGUUAAUCCAACAAUUCCCAAACUAGUGUUUGUAGGUUUGUUAUGUAAUGUUACUAACUUUGGUAGAUUUAACUAUUUUUAAUGUAGCUGCUUAUUUCAGUAAUGAUUUUUUGAAAGCUGUACAAGAAUCAAUUUGAGCUUAUGUGAAGUAAUGUGAGCAGUUAGGGAAUCCCGUGGUUUUUCUCACACAGGAUUUCUCAAAGUCUUUGGAAUUAUCAACAGAUAAUUCACCUGCAAGUCCUUCAUUUCUGUGAGAAAAGAGAAAGUAGGGACUUAAAUUAAAACCUUUGAAUAUUUCUACUCAGCUGUGGAGAUUAAGUUUUCACUUGGAAAACUGACUUUCUCUUAAGAGAAGCAAAGGUGACACAAUUAUAGUUAUUGGUCAGUAGAAGAACUUGAACUUUUAUGUGACACCCAAAUAUGCACUACCAACUAAUUGCAUUUGUUUCUUUUAAAUAUUUGUUGAUGUGAAACUUUGAGAGUUACUUUGUUGUGAACAUCUGUGUGUCAUUUUGCAGUAGAAAAAAGUUGAAGACGCUCCUUUGAUGGGAUAAAUUCUGUAUAUUUAUCAUUGCUGGGUGUUCUCAAGUGUAGGUGGCUAUUUGUAGGCCAUCCUUGUAGCUCCAUCUGCUGUACAACACUUUGAGUCAAAACAUUUUACAGUUUGUUCAACACCCUGUUCCUUUCUCGUUUGACAAUAUUGUAUUUUGGAGUAACAGUUAGGUGGCAUGUGUGGUUCUGCACUUCUCACCUAGACUUGCAGAUGAAGUUACAGUGGAAAUAAUCCUGAAAAAAAAGGUGGUGUUUAAUUGCCUACUGUUUUUACAGUGGCUUUAGGAGGCUGCCUCCAGCAGUCUGGGGUUUUCCAGCAACAUUCUAGGAAGAAGUGGAUGCACCUCGUGUGUGUGUUUGUGUGUGUGUGUGUGAUGGGGACUUCUCAUUCCUGAGAAGAUGAGGAAUUAAAUUGGGUCUCAAAGUUCUAUAGCAGAUAACUAUCAUGAGAUUGUUCAUUAACUCAGCUGUUUGUGGACUUCUACAUCCACCACUAACUAGUUCCAGUCCUUUUCCAUUUUCACCAGAGGAUUAAGGGCUUUGCCCCUGGCAGUUGCAUUUCUGGGUUUCAUUUUGUUUGCUUUGUUUUUUCAUUCUGGUAGACAACAUCUUAAAAUUUGUAGAAAUAAUUUUGUGUGUCCGAGCUUUCUACUUGCUGAGCAUAUUUUGUGUUCCAGUUGUAUAUUUUCCCCUUCCAUAGUGUUGGUUAUAGUAGUUUUGCAAUCUGAAUUCUAUGUUUUUGAUUUCCAGGAAACCUAAUUGCCAGUGUAGUUUUCCAUUGGAUUAAUGAGAUCUAAUCCAGCUGACUGCUGUGAUGCAGUCAGGGCCAUCAGUGGGGAUGUGUUGCUGGGGGUAUAAAGAGAGAGCAGACCAACUAUUUUGAUGGCAAUGGAUAUCUGGGUCCACGUUGGAGUUAUGUGUGACUGUGCUACCAAUGUGGCAGUGCAGGGUGUGUUAGCAAAGCUGACUUUCCUCCGUCCUGUGCCUGAAACCACAUUACCUGGAGUCAGACUGCCAUGAGUGUGACAGCCAGAUGCUGCUGCUGACUUUAAAGGCAGUUAUUGGUGCUGAGUGUUGGGUACAGGAAACUGAAGGCUGCUUCUAAAAGUGGGUGCUGAAUUCCUGUCUGCUUGUUACAGCAUGGCAAGGAAAGCUGCCUGUCUCAAGCUUGCAGAGAUUUUUCAAUCUGCAAGUAAAUUGAAAAUUAUUCACUUAAUGCUUAUCAACUUGUCUUUAAAGUGCAGUUCACUUCCUGAGUGUGAUCAUAGUAUUUGUAAUGUGAACACUUUGGAGGUUCAAGUGAAGUAGGAGGAUUUGAAAAUGGGCUAUUUCUUGCUGCCAGGCUGUCAUGCUGUGACAUAGGUCCAGAGGUUUGUGUUCUUUUACAGACUCAUCUUGACUCUUUUUGUGUGCCCUUUGCAUCUCCGCUGCAAGUUGAUGCAUUAACAGAAUAAAGCUUCCUCUUGAGAAAUAACUGCCUCUCUAUGCUGCCAGCAGUGCAGUCAGCUAUGUCAGUACAGCAGAUGGCCUCAGAGAAAGUUUCCCCCAGCAGAUGGCACAUGGAAUUUCUUUAACAAUACCAGCACUUAAAGACAGUAACAAAAUAUCUACAUUUAUAUGUACGUGUGUUUGUGUUUAUUUACACAGUGCCCAGGCCAGCCCCAGCGGUGUGAGCAAGAAGAGAUGCAAAGGAACAUCCCUAGCUUGGGAAUGUAUUCUCUAAGCUUCUUCAGUAAAUAUUCAAAGGGGCUACUUGUCAGAUAGUGAGUAAGAUAUAUAAGAUGUUAAUAAUAAUUAGAAGUAACAUAAUUCCUGCCUCAAAGUUAAGUCAAAAUACAUGUAAUAAAUCAGGCAAGAAAGUUGACAGGGAGUUGGACAGAAAAUGGCAUGAAAAAAGUGAAGUUCACUGCUCUGUUCUUGUUCUGUGGGAUAUCAGUAGCAGGUUUACAUUGUAGGAUGAUCAGAAGGGGCGCCAGGAAAUUAUCUGCUCUGUAUUCAUCUCAGAACAGAAUCAUGUUCAUAUGAGACUCUUGAUAAGUGUUAUCAAAGGCUCUCAUCAUAGAGAUCCUGUAUUUCUCCCAGUAAUCCGUUCUAGUGCUUCCUUAUCCUUUAUGAUUAAAAUG